Messenger RNA from Tilletiopsis washingtonensis, 1196 nucleotides. RefSeq names its product GroES-like protein. Gene Ontology annotation, biological process: alcohol metabolic process. The record is from RefSeq and is a predicted model, not a curated record. Bases 42 to 1130 code for a protein of 362 amino acids. NCBI's taxonomy places the organism in Eukaryota, Fungi, Basidiomycota, Exobasidiomycetes, Entylomatales. Gene Ontology annotation, molecular function: zinc ion binding; alcohol dehydrogenase (NADP+) activity. The transcript is spliced from 6 exons.
UCACCCCACCACACACACCCCACACACCUCUCACACUCACCAUGCCGCGCGGAUACGCCAUCGACGACACGUCCAAGUGGACCGACUUCAAGGUCAUCGACUUUGACCUCAAGCCCGAGGAGGACGACGACGUGACGAUUGCCAUCGAGUGCUGCGGUGUCUGCGGCUCUGAUGUGCACACCAUCUCCGGCGGCUGGGGCGAGCUCGCCGUGCCCGCCGUCAUUCCCGGCCACGAGAUCGUCGGCAAGGUUACGGCCGUCGGAAGCGCCGUCAAGGACAUGAAGGUCGGCGACCGCGUCGGCGUGGGCGCUCAGGUCGGCUCGUGCGGCACCUGCUUCCCCUGCAAGGGCGGCGACGAGCAGUACUGCAUCGGCGACGACGCCACGGGCAAGAGCAUGGUCGACACGUACAACUCCAAGUACGUCGACGGCUCCAUCGCCCAGGGCGGCUACUCGACGGCGAUCCGCGCCCACCAGCAGUUCGUCUUCCCCAUCCCCGACGGCAUCUCGAACGAGGAUGCCGCGUCGAUGCUGUGCGGCGGCCUGACGGUUUACUCGCCGCUGCUGCGCAACGGCGCCGGGCCGGGCAAGAAGGUGGCCAUUGUCGGUCUUGGCGGCCUGGGCCACUACGCCGUGCUCUUUGCCGUGGCGAUGGGCUGCGACGUGACGGUGAUCAGCCACUCGCCGCGCAAGAAGGACGACGCCAUGAAGAUGGGCGCAAAGGACUUUAUCGCCACGGGCGACGAGCCCGAGUGGUACAAGCGCUUCGGGCGCAAGGAGCAGCCGUUUGACCUCAUCGUCUCCACCGCCUCGUCCAACGCCGUCGACGUGCCCUCGGUGCUCUCGACGCUGACCGUGCACGGCAAGGCCGUGUUCGUGGGCAUGCCCGAGGACCCGCUGCAGGACCUGCGCGUGCAGCACCUGGCCGGCAACGGCUGUGCGCUGGCCUCGUCGCACAUCGGCAGCAAGGUCGAGGCGCUCAAGAUGCUCAAGCUCGCCGACGAGCAGAAGAUCAAGCCGUGGGUCGAGGUUAUGCCGAUGAGCCAGUGCUCCAUUGCCGUCAAGCGCGUGCACGAGGGCGACGUCAAGUACCGCUUCGUGCUGCAGAACGACUUUGAGAAGAAGGACUAAGCGCUGCCGCCACCGCCUACGUAGUAUGCCCCUCUUAAUGAAUGCUCUGCAAGCAUAGACCGCUGC